Molecule: messenger RNA, 831 nt
Organism: Verticillium nonalfalfae
Lineage: Eukaryota; Fungi; Ascomycota; Sordariomycetes; Glomerellales; Plectosphaerellaceae
Gene: PHB1
Product: prohibitin-1
Exons: 2
Coding region: 1-831 (276 amino acids)
Biological process (GO): mitochondrion organization
Cellular component (GO): membrane; mitochondrion
Source: RefSeq, a predicted model, not a curated record
AUGGCCGCAGCUCUCAACUUCAUCUCCAAGGCGGCAGUGCCGGCCUUCUUGGGUGCCAGCCUCCUCUCAACCGCCAUCUACGAUGUCCGUGGCGGUUCCAGGGCAGUCAUCUUCGACAGAGUGCAGGGUGUGAAGGAUGAGGUCAUCAACGAGGGCACUCACUUCCUCAUCCCCUGGCUGCAGAAGAGCAUCGUUUUCGACGUGCGCACCAAGCCCAGGAGCAUCGCCACCAUGACGGGCAGCAAGGACUUGCAGAUGGUCAGCCUGACGUUGAGGGUGUUGCACAGGCCAGAAGUAAAGGCGUUGCCCAAGAUCUACCAAAAUCUCGGCGCCGACUAUGAUGAGCGUGUCCUCCCCUCCAUCGGCAACGAAGUCCUGAAGUCCAUCGUCGCCCAAUUUGACGCCGCCGAGCUCAUCACCCAGCGCGAGGCCGUCUCCCAGCGCAUCCGCUCCGACCUCACCCGCCGCGCCGCCGAAUUCAACAUUGCUCUCGAAGACGUAUCCAUCACCCACAUGACCUUCGGCAAGGAGUUCACCAAGGCCGUCGAGCAGAAGCAGAUCGCCCAGCAGGAUGCCGAGCGUGCGCGUUUCAUCGUCGAGAAGGCAGAGCAGGAGCGCCAGGCCAACGUCAUCCGUGCCGAAGGCGAGGCCGAGAGUGCCGACGCCAUCGCCAAGGCCAUUUCCAAGUCUGGCGACGGCCUCAUCCAGAUCCGUAAGAUUGAGGCGAGCAGGGAGAUCGCGUCCACACUGUCUUCCAACCCCAACGUCGUGUACCUGCCUGGUGGUGGCAAGUCUGGCGGCAGCCAGAUGCUUCUGAACGUUGGCCGGUAA